AUGACUGAGCCUCCUGCGAAGAAGAAGUGCCUGGGGGUGGACUGCGAGAAUGAUGCCGGGUCCCUCCAGUGCCCAACAUGCCUCAAAACUGGAAUCAAGGACAGCUUCUUCUGCACGCAGGACUGCUUCAAAAAAAAUUGGGCCAACCACAAGUCCAUGCACAAGUCGCAAAACCGCGGCUACUAUAACCCAUUCCCCAACUUUCCCUUCUCGGGACCUCUACGACCCGUCUACCCCCUCUCCGAGCAUCGAACGUUGCCCAAGUCCAUUCCUCACCCUGUUUGGUGGCAGGAUGGCAACCCCAGAUACUCCCGCUCGAUCGUGAGCCGGAACAAGGUCGACUUGCUUGACCAGAAGGGUCAGGAUGCCAUGCGCAAAAGCUGCAGACUUGCCCGCGAGGUUCUCGACAUUGCCGCUGCCGCCGCCAAACCCGGAGUGACAACUGACUACAUUGACAAACUUGUCCACGAGGCAUGCAUCGAGAGAAAUGCCUACCCUUCUCCUCUCAACUACAACAAUUUCCCCAAGUCUUGUUGUACAUCGAUAAACGAAGUCAUUUGCCACGGCAUUCCCGACCAGCGAGUCCUCCUCGACGGAGACAUCCUCAAUAUCGACGUUUCCCUCUACCACGAAGGCUACCAUGCCGAUUUGAAUGAGACAUACUACAUUGGCGACAAGGCCAAAGCAGAUCCCGAUAGUGUGCGCGUCGUCGAGGCGGCCCGUGAGUGCCUGGAAGAAUCCAUCAAGGCCGUCAAGCCGGGCACCUUGAUCCGUGAAUUCGGAAACAUCAUUGAGAAGCAUGCCAAGGCAAAGAAUUGCAGCGUUAUUCGCUCGUACUGCGGCCAUGGCGUUAACAAGGACUUCCACUGCGCUCCAAACGUUCCCCACUACGCCAAGAACAAGGCGGUUGGCGAGUGCAAGCCGGGUAUGACAUUUACUAUUGAGCCCAUGAUUGCUCUGGGCAAGUACAGGGACAUCACCUGGCCCGACAAUUGGACAAGCACUACCAUCGACGGCAAGCGGACCGCGCAGUUUGAACACACGCUGCUGGUCACCGAAGAUGGUGUGGAGGUUUUGACGGCUAGGAAAGAGGAUUCACCGGGCGGCCCCAUUCCGAUGCCUGCAGUUGAGGCUGAU
Messenger RNA from Geosmithia morbida, 1137 nucleotides. RefSeq lists its product as uncharacterized. The record is from RefSeq and is a predicted model, not a curated record. The transcript has 5 exons. Gene Ontology annotation, molecular function: metalloaminopeptidase activity. Gene Ontology annotation, biological process: proteolysis. NCBI's taxonomy places the organism in Eukaryota, Fungi, Ascomycota, Sordariomycetes, Hypocreales, Bionectriaceae. The annotation marks the transcript as partial.